CACCGGAGUCCACGUUGAUCGCAAUCAGACACAAUGGCGAUCAAGCACAACCAGACGAUCAUCAGCAACCACUUCCGCAAGGAUUGGCAGAGGCGGGUUCGCACCCACUUUGACCAGCCCGGCCGAAAGUCUCGGAGACGUACUGCUCGUCAGGCCAAGGCUGCUGCCCUCGCUCCUCGUCCCGUCGACAAGCUCCGCCCCGUGGUGCGAUGCCCUACCAUUAAGUACAACCGCCGCGUCCGCGCCGGUCGUGGUUUCACCCUCACUGAGCUCAAGGAGGCCGGUAUCUCCAAGUCCCUGGCUCCCACCAUCGGCAUCGCCGUCGACUUCCGCCGACAGAACCUGAGCGAGGAGAGCCUCGCCGCCAACGUGGCCCGCCUCAAGGCCUACAAGGAGCGCCUCAUCCUCCUGCCCCGCAAGUCCAACGCCCCCAAGAAGGGUGACACCAAGACCGACGUCUCCCAGCUGGACAAGGUCCGCUCCAUCGCCGCCGCUCUGCCCAUCGCCCACGUCUCCGAGGGCGUCACUGAGAUUAGCAAGAGCGAGAUCCCCGCCGGUGUUGAGGGUGGUGCCUACGCGAAGCUUCGCAACGCCCGAAGCAACGCCAGGUACCAGGGUGCCCGCGAGAAGCGUGCUCGGGACGCGGCCGAGGCCGAGUCUGCCAAGAAAUAAACUUCUUGUUAGAAAAAAGGGAAACUGGUGUUUUAAGGGUUUUCUUGCUCUUUUGCGUCCUCUACUGGGAGAGUGUGUGCGUGUGGCAAGGGUUCGGUUUUCGAAGCUUUGAAUGAACUGUGUGCUGGGCCAAGGUUACGGGAGGAAAAUAACUACUAUAUGCUCUUUUAGGUCACACACCAGGUCAAAGAAUUAUUUGCAUGAUCAAACCGACUCUGCCCACCAUGUAUUACGCACAGCUCAUACAAACAAAAGGGCCAAUUGGCAUUUAAUUUGAAACGAGGGCAUGA
Molecule: messenger RNA, 962 nt
Organism: Trichoderma citrinoviride
Lineage: Eukaryota; Fungi; Ascomycota; Sordariomycetes; Hypocreales; Hypocreaceae
Product: ribosomal protein L13e
Exons: 5
Coding region: 34-672 (212 amino acids)
Biological process (GO): translation
Cellular component (GO): ribosome; cytosolic large ribosomal subunit
Molecular function (GO): structural constituent of ribosome; RNA binding
Source: RefSeq, a predicted model, not a curated record